AUGGUCGUGGCGCGUGAUGUCUUGAAUGACCGCAAGCGUACUAUUAUCUUUGACCGUGCAAGGAACAAUUGUCAGACCAUCUGGAAGAAGCAUCCGUAUUUAGAACUCACGGGUCCUACGCGUGUUGUUGUGACCUGCUAUGAUCCUGGGGACAUCGAGGUCAUGCUCAAACUCAAGGGUGCCGACGAAUCGGAGGAUAGGGACCUGAGUUUUCUAGCAUUAACGUUAAAAUGUCGUGGGUAUUGUAGCUUUGAUGAAGCUUACACUAGCAAGCGUAGCACACUAGAGUUAACAUUCCGCCACAUUGAGAGCUGCGUGGAGGCCAUGAUCUGCGUGCGACUCGUCGGUGGCUCAUCAUGGCCAGAAGAUUUGCAAGGUGUUUUGACAGCGAGUAUUGCCAGCAUAGAUGACGCGGAAGGUGUAUUGCUUGCUUUUGGAGAUGAUAAAUUGCCCGUUGUUGUUGCUGAUGAUGGCACGAUUAAGCUUUCACGGCGUGUUGUCGCUGUUGAGCUUGACAAAGGAGAGCUAAAAGUUUCUGUCGUUGCACGGCGACGGCUUGAAAAUGGCGAACAUGUUGAUAGAAGAGAUGAUGUAGUUUUCACAUCAAUGUAUGCCGGUAGAAGCUGUGAUGUGCUUGAUGUUGGCUCUUGUAAGCUGCAGGUAACGGUUGCAUGGUCCCUAAUCGAUGACUAA
Molecule: messenger RNA, 693 nt
Organism: Brachypodium distachyon (stiff brome)
Lineage: Eukaryota; Viridiplantae; Streptophyta; Magnoliopsida; Poales; Poaceae
Exons: 2
Coding region: 1-693 (230 amino acids)
Source: RefSeq, a predicted model, not a curated record